Messenger RNA from Cuscuta campestris, 1190 nucleotides. The record is from the annotation of a GenBank genome assembly. NCBI's taxonomy places the organism in Eukaryota, Viridiplantae, Streptophyta, Magnoliopsida, Solanales, Convolvulaceae.
GCGCAUGUAAUCUGUCCCUUGUUUCUUUUUGAAAUAUGGUGGUCUGGUCGAGCCGAAUAGCAUCCUUUUGAGGCUUCCAGUAAUUUGAUUGCAACCAUUCAAGUGCCUAAAAUCAUUACAGCACACUUAGAGAACUAUGAAACAGCUGAGCUUCCAAAAAAAAUAAAUUUAUAAAGAUAUGAAGUACUAGUAACAGCAAUAAAAACCAACUAUGAGGUUACAAUCCCCACCUCUCACUCGGACUAAAGGCGAGAGCAUUUUCCUGUCACCCGUAGCCGCAGAUCAGCAAGGAGAAAGGCAUUUCCGCCAUGGGUAGAAGACCAGCAAGGUGUUACCGCCAGAUCAAGAACAAGCCGUACCCAAAGUCGAGGUACUGCCGUGGUGUGCCAGACCCAAAGAUCAGGAUCUAUGAUGUGGGGAUGAAGAAAAAGGGGGUUGAUGAGUUCCCCUACUGUGUGCAUUUGGUCAGUUGGGAAAAGGAAAAUGUGUCGAGUGAGGCACUCGAGGCAGCUCGGAUUGCCUGUAACAAGUACAUGACAAAGUUUGCGGGAAAAGACGCCUUCCAUCUUAGGGUUAGGGUUCACCCCUUCCAUGUCCUGCGUAUUAACAAGAUGUUGUCAUGUGCUGGAGCUGAUAGGCUCCAAACUGGAAUGCGAGGUGCUUUUGGGAAGCCACAGGGGGUUUGUGCCCGAGUUGCCAUUGGACAGGUUCUUCUUUCUGUUCGCUGCAAGGAUGCCAAUGGAGUCCAUGCUCAGGAGGCCCUUCGGCGUGCAAAGUUUAAGUUCCCUGGCCGUCAAAAGAUCAUUGUUAGCCGCAAAUGGGGAUUCACCAAGUUGAACCGCUCGGACUAUGUGAACUACAAGAAGGAGAAUCGUCUUGUGAAUGAUGGUGUCAAUGCCAAGCUCCUUGGAUGCCAUGGGCCACUCGCGAAUCGUCAACCUGGACGAGCGUUUUUAACUGCUGUUUAAGACACCUUAUUGGCACAAUCCUUUGUUUUGGCGCAUUUAGUGUUCCAAUUUUGUGUUCAAGAAGAUAAUUUCUGCAUGGAACUUAUGUUUGUUUUUGAAUUAAUGUGGAUUGCAACUGGUUUCUUUGGGUUGAUAUACAUCUAUUAUGUCUUUGACUUGGAUUUGUUUACUUUAUUUCCUUCAUCUUCAUUCCUUUCAAUUUUCACGGUUUCUUAGUCUCUU